AUGAGGGGCAUAGCAUUUAAAAUCCAGAAGAUAGAAGUAAUGUCAAAGUGUGGGAUCUCCUAUUACAUGGACAGAAUUUUUCUGCAUUCCAAUUCUGACAAAGGUGAUGGAUCAGUCAAAUACAUCCUUACAGGUGAAGGGGCUGGGACUAUCUUUAUUAUUGACGACACGACGGGAGACAUCCAUUCAACCAAAAGCCUAGACCGAGAAAAGAAGACCCACUAUGUGCUGCAUGCGCAAGCCAUCGACAGACGGACAAACAAGCCACUUGAACCUGAAUCGGAGUUUAUCAUUAAAGUACAAGACAUCAAUGACAACGCACCAAAAUUUACAGAUGGACCUUACAUCGUUACUGUGCCAGAGAUGUCUGAUAUGGGUACCUCAGUCCUUCAGGUGACAGCUACAGAUGCUGAUGACCCCACCUAUGGAAACAGUGCUCGGGUCGUGUACAGUAUUCUUCAGGGACAGCCAUAUUUCUCUGUUGACCCUAAAACAGACAGCUUCCAGGCUUUUCUGAUGUCUUCACCAGACGUGUUCAAUCUGGCCAGGAACUCAUUGUUUCCUCCUGUCAACUGA
Messenger RNA from Podarcis muralis (Common wall lizard), 576 nucleotides. NCBI's taxonomy places the organism in Eukaryota, Metazoa, Chordata, Lepidosauria, Squamata, Lacertidae. The record is from RefSeq and is a predicted model, not a curated record.